AUGCUUAAAAGCGGCAGAUUGACCAUCGCUUGCAAAAGGCAUAUACAUGGUUGUAUUACUGGAAUUGGAAAUCCUGAACCACAGUAUGCCCAUACGAGACACAACGUUGGUUUGCUAAUGCUGGAUUUGCUAAGGAGCGGACUAGGGGGGUCCGAUAAACGUUUUGUACCGUGCAAUACCAGUCCCAAAGUUAAAAGAUGUCAACUUGAUGAUAUCAUGCUACUUAGAGCAGAUGGCGACUUCAUUAAUCUGAGUGGGAGGACAGUAGUUCCCCUUUGGAAUAAGCUCGGCUCCGGCGUGCAACAUUUGGUAAUUCACGAUGAGCUUAGUUUACCUCUAGGAAAAGUUCAGCUUCGAAAGCCUGGUCGAAGUCUAAGGGGCCACAAUGGUCUGAAAGACAUCUCCAAGUACCGAGGUGACCACUUUUUUCGAUUGGCUGUUGGCAUUGGCAGGCCCGAUGAGCGAGAUCCGGAGAUAGUUGCCCGCUACGUACUCUCUAAAUUCCGUCCUCAGGAGUUAGAAAUACUUCAAAACCAAAGUCUCCAGAAGGCCAUGCAUCAUGUAAAUAGUUGGAUGGUGGCAAUUAAGGCCAAUACGUCUACAUAG
Lachancea fermentati is the source of this 606-nucleotide messenger RNA. The record is from the annotation of a GenBank genome assembly. NCBI's taxonomy places the organism in Eukaryota, Fungi, Ascomycota, Saccharomycetes, Saccharomycetales, Saccharomycetaceae.